This is a messenger RNA of Chanos chanos (milkfish), 3122 nucleotides long. RefSeq names its product BSD domain containing 1 (gene bsdc1). Lineage: Eukaryota; Metazoa; Chordata; Actinopteri; Gonorynchiformes; Chanidae. Gene Ontology annotation, cellular component: cytoplasm. The coding region runs from base 1 to 1341 and encodes 446 amino acids. The record is from RefSeq and is a predicted model, not a curated record. The transcript has 10 exons.
AUGCCAUAUGGUAAUAGGGAAGGCGGUUGGUGGGGAGGCUGGCUUCAGCAAAGCUUCCAGGCCGUCAAAGAUAAGUCAGCUGAAGCGUAUGAAUUUAUCAAACGUGACUUAACGGAGUUCUCGAACGUGGUGCAACAUGACACUGCGUGUUCUAUCGUGGCUACAGCAAGCGCCGUCAGGAGCAAACUAGCGGUGGAGGGCUCCUCAGAGACAACAGAGAAGGUGAAAAAAGGACUGUCAAAUAUCCUAGGAGUCAUAACAGACACCCUUGCCCCACCUCCGGACAAAACAAUUGACUGUGAUGUUAUCACACUGGUAGCUACACCAGCUGGCACCACAGAAGUGUAUGACAGCACCAAGGCUCGUCUUUACAGUCUACAGGCUGACCCUGCCACUUACUGUAAUGAGCCCGAUGGACCCCCAGAGCAAUUUGAUGCCUGGCUCUCCAGCUUCAGUCUGGAGGAGAAGAAAACAGAGAUUUCAGAGCUGCUGGUCAACAGCCCCUCCAUUCGGGCUCUUUACACUAAAAUGGUGCCAGCAGCAGUAGCUCAUUCUGAAUUUUGGCAACGCUACUUUUAUAGAGUCUUUCAGCUGGAGCAGGAAGAGGCCAGGAGAGUGGCUCUGAAGCAGAGAGCGGAACGGACAGCACGCAAAGAGAGUUUGUGCUGGGAGGAAGAGGAUGAGGAAGAUGAAUUUCUUGGGGCCUCAUCCACAUCUCGUCUUGACUUUGCACCUCCUCUGGAAGAAUCCAGUGUCCCCUCAGUAACCUUGGAGACGACACCCCUAAAACCCUCCCCCUCUCAGCCAACCAGUUCUCCUAGUGAAGGCUUGUCUGACGUCACUCCCUCAGUCAGCAGUGACAGUGUCAGUCUUCCCACUCAGCUGGAGCUGCCACGGGAACCUUCUUCUGAAGGAGAAACUAUAAAACUCACCCAGCCUGUUACAGAGGAGCUCACCAUGAAGCUCUCUGAGGCCAGCCUGGAUGAAGGGCAAGGACAGGAAGAGGAGAAAGAAGGAAGAGGGAGAGAGGAAGGGCAGAAACCCCCAGAGAUUGACACCUCCACGGAGAAGGAGAAAGACCUCCAGACCCCAGCUCAGAUCAACAGGACUGAACCGACCAGAGAAGAUGGACCCCAGGACCUCAGAGUGUUUGAGCUCAACUCAGACAGCGGCAAAUCAACACCCUCAAACAAUGGCAAAAAAGGAUCUAGUACAGAUGUGAGUGAAGACUGGGAAAAGGAUUUUGACUUGGAUAUGACAGAAGAAGAGGUCCAGCUCGCUCUUUCCAAAGUUGAUGCUACAGAAGAGUUGGAUGAUGAGGACUGGGAAAACUGGGACUGAAGAACGAAGCAUUGUUUCGGGUUCUGUUGCGACCACGACGCGAGACGCUCUCCUCAGACAAAAACCAUGCUUCACGUAUUUUAACUCUUUAGCCCAUGCUAUCACCUUGUGUCUCAUUCCGUAAAUCAGGAGAUGCCGAUUACCGUAGGGCCUGCAGGGUGUGGUCUGAAGCCAAGAACGCUGAACUUUCAGCCAAUAAAAAGAUAUUGAUCGUGCAGAGCGUGCUAAGAGUGUCCACUGAGCAGCCAUCUUGUACAUACAUUUUCUUUAAGGUGAAUGAUUGGGUGAAUGUUUAUAAAGAGGAUGCCCCUCGGUCGUUCUAGGCUCUUUUUCCUGCUCCUAGUGGAUUUCUGAAGUAAGAGAUACAAUCUUUCGUAUUCUAUUGGCUCAAAUGUCACCAUUUGCCCUCUCUUCACAGUAAUGACAUUUAAUUUUACAGUAUGUAAGUCGUGGUAGUCUAGAUCAAAUUACAAGGUGGGAGAUCAACUUCAAGGCUACAGAAUAGCCAAAAGCUCAAAUGCUGCUAAUCACUUUUUGAGGAUGGGGUCAAAAACAAACAAACAAACAAAAAAACAAUGAAAUUCUACACAUGAAUAUAAAUGCUAUAUUUUUUUUUUCCUCAAGUGGUGACAUUGGAUUUCGUUCCUUUGCAGUCAAAUUACUAACAUCUCUAAUCUUAUGCAAAUGAAAUUAGCCUUUGGAAUUGAACAUAUGUUUGUUAUAGAGAGUGGGAAAUACUUUUGCAAAUGGAUCACUCUUCAUAACUGCACCACCUAUAUGGCCUUGUCCAAUGUGGAAAAUAUCUUUGUAAAACACUCAAAAAAAACAACAACUGUAUUUGACUAAACAUUACAAAGCCAUGAGUAGUUCAGUCUCCUUUCUUUAAAGUUUCAUUUCUUUUCUCUCCUUGCUGGGUCACUUUUCAUACAUUUUCAUUUUCACUUUGUUCAGGCAUAUGCUGUGACCUGGUAACAUCAUAUCAUAUCAUAUCAUAGAUGGGAGUGUGUUACCUUCUUCCUAUCUGUUUUUGCCAUAUUUCUUCUUAGAGGAGGGAGGUGUAGCCAUUUUCUUUGAAAAGGAAAAAAACCCCCAAAAACUUCCAAUCAUCUGUAAUUUGGACGCAAUAAGAAAAGUUGCAGAUAUGUCUUUGUCGUGAGGGCAGUGCAGAACUCUGGGUGUUGACCGGUGUUUUUUGUUUUGUGCUGCGUGGCUCCUCACUUGGACACUGAAUGCUACGUACUGACACUCCACAGUGGAUAGCCGUAAUGUCAAUUCCCUUUUGAUACGCUGCAACCUGAGGAAGUGAUUUGGGCUCAUGGGUGGUGGAACUGGACAUUGCUAUGUGUAAUGGUCAUUGCUGCAGUAAAUAUUCAAGUUAACUUAAGGUUUUUCUUACUUUUAACAUUCAGCCUGGAAACUGAUUUUCUCCAGCUUAUGGAUAUGGGCUUUAUAAAUCAACUGUUUUAUGUUUAGCCCAAGUGUAGUAAUGCCACUACUAUGUGUAGCACGUUGGUUCUGUUACAUUACGCUGAAUCAUUUGUGUAGUGGGUGUUCUCUUGUACAUUUUCAUGUUUAGUAGCUUAACAUCUUGUCUUUAAAGAGGCUUCACUUGUUUCUCUUGGCUUUGCAUAUAAGUUGCAUGUCUCAAUCAUUCUUUCACACUCUAUUCUGAGUAUGAUUACUACUAUGUUAAUGUAUUUUCACUUUUACAUAUUUGCACUUUAAAAAAAAAGAAAAAAAAAGGUAAUAGGUCUCGAGCUGUUGAUUUUUACGCCAAUAUA